UGAAUAUCAUCGUCACGCAUUCUCUCAAAUGAAACUAUUUUUGUCUUGUGAUGUGUGAUCCGGGAAUUUAUUUUUUUUUUUAUUUUUUUGAUACUUUUUUUUAUUUAUUUUAUAUGUUCUCAUUGGGUUUGUCACACUUGAGUGAAUAAAUAUUUUUACCGGAAAAAAAAAAAAUACUUGAUUUGCUGAUAAAAUAUUUCGACAAAUUUAUAUGUCGAAAAUUAUUUCGAUAGAAAAAAAAAUUUAUAAAUAGAAAAAUGAAAAAACUAAAAUUCUUGUGAAAAAAAAAAAUUCUAUAAAUUAAUUUAAAAAAAUAAACAUAAAACAUUCAUGAAAGUGUUGUCAGAUGGCAGCACGAGUUUUAAAAAACUGUUGAAUAAAUUUGCGAGUAAAUUUGGUCAAGUGGCUAGCGUGCAAAGUGUGAGUACAAACACUUCAGGUUCAAAUCUGACCACAGCCAAAUUAUUUCAUCCUCAAAAUUCAAAUACUCCCAUGACAAAUAACACUAUAAAAUUAAAAAAAAAUUAAACUACCUCAUCUGCCAAAGUAAAAAAUCAAAUUAAAUAAAAAAAAAAUAAAGUCCUAUCUCUUGAUCAUAACUCAAGAGUUCUAUGCAAUCACAGCUGAGCUUUACCUGGCUCUCCGAUACCCCGAUUAAAUAUACCGAUACGUAAAAAAAAAAAAAAUUAAAUAAUAAUAAUAACAGCGUGAUAACGACAUUAACUCGACAAAUAUAUUUUUAUAUCAGUUUUAACUACAUUGCGGAAAAAAGAGUUAAUCAAAAAUUAAAAAAAUAUUCAAUCAAUUGUUUAUUUUGAUUUUAAUUUCUAUUUUACACUUGCGUUAUGAAUACAUUGGUCAAUUAGUGUGAAAUUUUUUUUUUUUUUUGUAGUUGUAGUUUAUUGUAUGAUAUAUCUCGUUCAAAUUAAAACUAAUACUCUUGUGACAAGUAAAUGCUCUCUGACCGUUCAAUGCAAGAGCUCUUUGACGGUUUUGACGUUGUUAACUAAGCAGUCAUUUGUUGAUUGUCAUACAGUAUCUACGCUACAAUAUGUCAUUCGUAUCUUAUUUUUAUUUAUAUUUAUUUAAUCUAGUUAAUUUUAAAAUUUAUAUUUAUAAUUUUCAUUGAAAAUAAAUCAAUUUUUAACAGAUAUAUUUUUAUUUUUUUGUUUUGAAUAUUAAUAAGUGAGUAAAUUAUAAUGAUCAUUUAGCUGUGUAUUUAAACAUUUAUUUUACACUUGAAAUAUUUUAAUUUAAUUUAAUUUAAUUUAGUGUUUAUUGGUAUUUUUUUUAUUGAAAUUUUAUUAUUGUAUAUUAUGAAUGAUAUUAAUGAUGAACGAGUUUGCUGUUAUUUUACCGAGUGAAAUUCAAACUUCGCGUUUGCUACAAAGAGAUUCAGGUGGUAUGAGAAUGACAAUACCUUUGACCUCUUUUAGACGACACAGUGGAUGUGUAUCAACUUUGGCACGGGCUAAGCCACACCCGAGACUACUUUACUUUGCUCUUCCUUUUGACGUUGAAAAUGGAGGCUCUGCAUUGGAUGGUGGAGUGGGUACUGGUGGUUCAGCAUCACCAAGUGCUGGUCUUGUUUUACAAGCAUUACCACAAAGAAGAGAAAGCUUUCUUUAUCGUAGUGACAGUGACUUUGAAAUGUCACCAAAGUCAAUGUCAAGAAAUAGUUCAAUUGCCAGUGAAAGGUUCAAAGAAACCGAGCCGCCAAUCGAGCGAGCGAUUUUUUCUGAUCAGUAUAGUCAUGGAGAGGAUCUUAUUGUUACACCAUUUGCACAAAUACUUGCAUCACUUCGUUCAGUUAGAAAUAAUUUUCUAUCACUUACAAAUGUACCUACGAACAAAUCAAGACGAAGUAGUGGACAACAUGGUGGUAAUACACCACAACCUCGUAUAUACAAUCCUGGAGAUGAAAGUUUCAUGAAACUUGCUGUUGAAACAAUGGAAGAGCUUGAUUGGUGUCUCGACCAACUGGAAACAAUUCAAACUCACAGAUCAGUCUCAGACAUGGCUUCUCUCAAGUUUAAGAGAAUGUUGAAUAAAGAAUUAUCACAUUUUUCCGAGUCUUCCAAGUCUGGUAAUCAAAUAUCUGAAUACAUUUGCAGUACUUUUCUUGAUAAACAACAAGAACUUGAUUUACCAUCGUUGAGAAUUGAUGAGGCUGUUGCAUCAGUCAGUGAUACAAGAACAGCUAAGAAAAAAGAUCGUGUACAACGUGGUCCAGCAGCAAUGUCUCAUAUCAGCGGUGUUAAAAGACCAUUAACACAUACAAAUAGCUUUACUGGUGAACGUGUACCACUUUAUGGUGUUGAAACAACAAAUGAGACAGAACUUGGCACGGUACUGUCUGAUGUUGAUAAAUGGGGUAUUGAUAUAUUCAGAAUAUCAGAACUAAGUAAUUGCAGACCAUUAACCUGUGUUGCCUACACUGCAUUUCAAAGUCGUGAUUUAUUAAAAUCACUUGCAAUACAACCAAAAACCUUUGUCACAUUUAUGAUGACACUUGAAGAUCACUAUGUCAAGGACAAUCCUUUCCAUAACAGUCUUCAUGCUGCCGACGUAACACAAUCAACACAUACACUAUUAAAUACGCCUGCACUUGAGUCUGUUUUUACACCACUUGAGAUUACAGCUGCUUUAUUUGCAGCAACAAUUCAUGAUGUUGAUCAUCCAGGUUUAACAAAUCAAUUUCUCAUUAAUUCAAGUUCAGAACUUGCUUUAAUGUAUAAUGAUGAAUCUGUACUUGAAAAUCAUCAUCUUGCUGUUGCUUUCAAACUGCUACAAAAUGAAGGCUGCGAUAUAUUUGAAAAUAUGACUAAAAAACAACGUCAAACACUUAGAAAAAUGGUUAUUGAUAUGGUAUUAUCAACAGAUAUGUCAAAACAUAUGUCAUUACUUGCUGAUUUAAAAACAAUGGUUGAAACAAAAAAAGUUGCUGGUUCUGGUGUAUUAUUAUUAGAUAAUUAUACUGAUAGAAUACAAGUAUUAGAAAAUCUUGUACAUUGUGCUGAUUUAUCAAAUCCAACAAAACCAUUACAUUUAUAUCGUAAAUGGGUUGGUUUAUUAAUGGAAGAAUUUUUCUUACAAGGUGAUAGAGAAAGAGAACAAAAUAUGGAUAUAAGUCCAAUGUGUGAUCGUCAUAGUGCAACAAUUGAAAAAUCACAAGUUGGUUUUAUUGAUUAUAUUGUACAUCCAUUAUGGGAAACAUGGGCUGAUUUAGUACAUCCAGAUGCACAAGAUAUUCUUGAUACACUUGAAGAAAAUCGUGAUUGGUAUCAAUCAAUGAUACCACCAUCACCACCAUCUGAUGAACAACAACAUCAACGUGGUAGUGAUCAAUCAGAUAGAAUACAUUUUCAAGUAACACUAGAAGAAGGUGAUGAAACUGGUGAAAAUAAUGACAACAGUAAUGAAGCUUGUGGUGAUACAGAUGAUGCCUCAAAUGACACUGAAAUGUGACGGAAUUUUACUGGUAUUUUUAAAAAAAUUUAUGAAAAGUUUCAAAAAAAUUGGUGGCGUGUUCAUCAAUAAGCUUUAUAUAUUAUAAAUAUUUUUUUCUUCAUAAAUUGUUGCUUAGAAUUUAUAAAUAAUGAUAAAUGAAAGAAAAAAAAAAAUUGUAAUAACAAUAGUCUCAAGAUUUUUGUGAUUGGUGAGGUAUAAUACACUGAAAAAAAAAUAAUUAAAUUCUGGCUUAUAUGAUAAUGAUAAUACGAAUAACAAAGUUAUGAAAAUUAUCAAAUUAAAUAUCAAUUUAUUUAAUAUAUUGAUAUUUAAAGUUUAGUUACUACACUGAUAUUUUUAAUUGGACAAAUUACACAACUACCUCCAUCAUGAAUCUCUCAGCUUCCAAUUUUAUUUGUCAAAUAAGACGAUAAAUUUUGUUUAAUAUUAUUUAUUAAUCAUUGUUAAUUUAUAAAAAAAAAACAACAAAACAAAUUAUGAAUUUCUUUAUACUGAGAUCAUACAAAUGUGAUUCAAAAAUUUAUCAUUUCAGUCGUGUUUAAUCGACUAAAAAAUUUAAAAAAAAUAUCUACAAUUUCGAAAAUUGAAUUAUUAAAUUAAUAAUGAGAUUGGUUAUUUUUGUUUUUUAAAUUGUUCUACAGUGAAACUGAGAAUAGCUAAAAUGACUAGCAGGACUGGUACCUGUGAUCAUGACCUGAAGACCUGAAUUAAAUUGAUUAAAAAUUGGUGUUGUAACUAUACUUUGUUUGGGAUAUAUUGAUACAGCUUUAACAGUAGAAAAUUGAAAGAAAAAUUAAACAACAAAAUAGUAUCACUUUUCUACAAAUACGUGUCGAUAAAAUAAACCAGAUUUUUUUUUCAGUGUAUCAAUGCAGCAAUAAAAAUUUCGGCUGGACCGAUUAAAUAAGUGACAUCAAAAAUUCUCAUGUCUUUUGAGUUUAGAUAAUUAAUAAAUAGAAAAAAAAAAAUUAUAAAAAAACGUAUUAUUUGUGAAAGAAAAACAUUUUUUUAAUUAAUAUUGUCUUUGAGGGGAGGAAAAAAAAUCUCAGAUAGUUAUCUAUGACAUUUGAAUUUAAAAAAUUAAUAAGCAUCUGUUAUUGAUGCUUUGAUUUUGAAAAAAAAAUAUAAAUAAAAGGAUUUAUUAUCCAAAUUACCAAAUAAAAAUAAUGGCAUAUCAAAAAUACAUUAAAAAUAACACAAGAAAAGAGGGAAAAUUGAAAUACUUGAUCAGAUUAAAAGUGUGAUCAUAAAAAAAAAAAAUUAUUUUACAAUUUUUCGAAAUUUAUCAUUUUAAUUAUUUUUUAUUUUGAAAAAAAAUUUAAUAAUUUCAUAUUUAAAAUUAAUAUUUAUAAUUAUAGAGCUGGUUCUCUAUAAAAAAUUUAUUAUUUUUAAUUUUAAUUUAAAAAACCUUUUGAAAAAAUUCAUUAAUAAUUAGCGUAAUUAUUUUUUUUUUUUACACACACACAAUAGGCAUUCAAUAAUUUUACGUAAACUUGUUUUAUUUUUUAACCAAAGAAUAAUUAAAUUAAGUAAAUUUUUGGACAAUUGUUGUUGUUUUUUUUUUUUUUUUGUCUUAUAAAUGUUAUUUAUUUGAUACACCUAAAUGAUUUAAGGUGCUCAUUUGGUAAUAAAUAAAUAUAAAUUGACUGUAAAAAUUAAUUUUGUGAAGGAUUACUGUAAAUUCACAAAUGCGAUUAUUAUAAUCAACAAUUGUAUAAUAGUGUGAAUGAAAAUGUCUUAUUUAAAAAUAACAAAAAAAAAAAAAACAAUAAAUAAUAGUAUUAACAAAAAAAAAAAUGAUAAUGUAGCUAAAACAAAACUCAAUAAUUUCUGUAAUUUGUGUCACGAUAGGCGUUUGAGUUUUCAAUUUAAAAAAAAAAAAAAUAAAAAGAUAAAUAAAAACCAAUUA
Aphidius gifuensis is the source of this 5380-nucleotide messenger RNA. It is a transcript of the gene dnc, whose product is annotated as cAMP-specific 3',5'-cyclic phosphodiesterase. Gene Ontology annotation, cellular component: nucleus; cytosol; perinuclear region of cytoplasm. Bases 1321 to 3468 code for a protein of 715 amino acids. The transcript is spliced from 12 exons. Gene Ontology annotation, molecular function: 3',5'-cyclic-AMP phosphodiesterase activity. The record is from RefSeq and is a predicted model, not a curated record. Gene Ontology annotation, biological process: signal transduction. Lineage: Eukaryota; Metazoa; Arthropoda; Insecta; Hymenoptera; Braconidae.